Thlaspi arvense is the source of this 2692-nucleotide messenger RNA. The record is from the annotation of a GenBank genome assembly. NCBI's taxonomy places the organism in Eukaryota, Viridiplantae, Streptophyta, Magnoliopsida, Brassicales, Brassicaceae.
CUAAAAGCACAGUUUAUCAAAUCAAACUGAUUAUUUUCAAGUGUAAUUCGAAAUUCAAAUCUAUCAUUUUUUUCCGUAUGAGAGAUGGGAAAUCUGUCGGAGAAUUUCGAUAUCCAGGAUCUGAUAUCUUAUGGAGACGAUUUGAUCAACUUGUUGAAUGUUAAGAAUGGGUUUGACGUUGUAUCGCAAAGUUUCGAGAACUUUAAAGAUCUCCAUUUCGCUUGCGACGAGGAUUUCAAUCAGAUACAGGGAUCUAUCGAAGAUUGUAAGAAGAAACUCGAUGCUUGCAAGAAGAGAACGGAGGAAGCUUACUCUGAUGUUUCGGCUGGAGAUGACAUUGAGCGUCUUCAGAAAGAGCUUGACGAAGAGAUGGAACUAGAACGCAAGCUAAAGGACGAGCUUAGAGUCGUCGCUGAUGAACUCAAAGACCUGAAUGCACAAUGGACAUCGAUUGAUGAACAGAGGCAAUCUACAAAGAGAAAAGUGCGUGACGACUUGAGAGCUGAGAAAAAGCUCUCAAUGUAUGCUUCUGUCACGAAAAUUAUACCAGACAUUGAUGAUCCAUCAAAGCUCUCAGGCUAUAUGGUAGACCGCGAGAAAAGGGUAAUUGAGAAGUUCGAAUUCGAGACAGAUAAGAUGACGGCCUAUGAGACAUGUAACAGUAUCUGGAGCAUUAUAAACAAGCAAUAGACAGACUCGGCUACAUUUGAUUUGUUUGAUAUGUCUGUCUGAUCAGUCUUGGUUUUAGCUUAGAAGCCAUAACCUCUUUAUUCAGCUACGGUUCCUUAGGUGUAAAACCUUCCUGCUUACUUUACUUUCGCCUUUUGUAAUCUUAUUAAGAAUCUUCUUCUCCUGUAAUAUCAUCAUCAUCAUCUAUGGAUUUUUUUUUCUUGCAAGUUUUAGUUCUAUCCUAUCUGUGCAGUGAACAUGUAAAAUCCAACAUCUUCAGCUCUUGUUGCAGCUGCUACUGUCAUUUUCUUAAUCAAUCUUUAUGGGCACAUUGAUGCAAGUUCGGAUAUAGUUGGUACAAAUUCAAAGGAACAUAUAUUUUCGGUUCACAGCGUUUUAGUUUCUAUACAUUUCGUAGCUUCUUUCUCAGGAAUUGUCAAAUCUUGUAGAAAAAAAGGUAGGAGUCAGAUAGUAACUGCUCAAGUAAAUCAAUUGGAUAUUUGACAUAUAUAUUCUGACUUAACAUGUUAUUUAGCUUGGGAUUAACUUUCAAUAAUAUGCCUUUGAUGGUGAUCUCCUCGUAAUUGUAUCUCUGUUUCAGAUUUGUUCUUCACAUCUUCGGAAUCUCAAAGGAAACUAAGGCACAGAUGAAUCUUGCAACCUCGUGGUCAUAACAAAACAGUGUAUGGAAGAAGCCUCUGGUCAAAGUGCCAAACUCCAUGGCUUUUGCCGGCCAUCUUGAGUUGGGUGAUGUACUCUGAGAUCUUCUUGAUGGCUUCGAUCUAGAAGAAGAUCCGCUGGAUCAGUCAGAGGAUUUCAAGGCUCACCUGCUCUUCAAGCUACUCGCUCUUCCACGUGUCGAUAUUAGAUUCGGCCACUUGUACGGGUGUGUGGUGGCCUCAUGCUCUAUCCAAUGGCACGUGGACGGACAGUGUGAACACGUAAAUAUUCCGUCCACGUCACUGGUUCAAUCAGCACACUAUAAGCAAACUGUCUGCUUCUUCAAUUCUCUUGGCCUAAAGGUGGCAAUUUAAAUUGUUUGGUGAAAAAAAAAAGUUUUGAUUGAAAAUUGUUUGGUUCCGCGAUCCACAUCUGUUUUGCGCAUUGCUACGUGUCAAAAAACUAUUGGAUGUUACAAUGCUGUAAAAGAAACGAAAUGAAAUGAAUCGGUGAUAGAAAAACUCCCCCCGAUCACGGCGAGAGAGAGAGAUACGAUCCGUGAGCGAGAAAAUGGAUCAGAUCUUGAACAAAGUGGGAUCGUACUGGUUAGGUAAGAAGGCGAACAAGCAGCUCGAUUCCGUCGGUGACGAUAUUAACUCUCUGUCUACUAGCAUCGAAGGAGGAACAAAAUGGUUAGUGAACAAAAUCAAAGGGAAAAUGCAGAAGCCAUUGCCCGAGCUACUAAAGGAGUUUGGUUUGCCUGUUGGGAUCUUUCCACGGGAUGCAACCAACUACGAGUUCAAUGAGCAGACGAGGAAACUAACCGUCUUUAUCCCAUCAAUCUGCGAAGUUGGCUACAAAGAUUCAUCAGUCUUGAGAUUCACCACAACAGUCACCGGGUUUCUCGAGAAAGGAAAGCUAGCAGAUGUUGAAGGGAUGAAGACAAAAGUCAUGAUCUGGGUUAAAGUCACAAGUAUCUCAGCAGACUCAUCCAAGAUCCAUUUCACGGCAGGGGUGAAGAAAAGCAGAAGCCGUGAUGCUUAUGAGGUUUUGAGAGAUGGCGUUGAGAUUGAUAAAUUCUAGCUCUGUUUUGCUGGUAAUUCCCAAUUCUUUUAUUCUCUCUCUCUCUCCUAAGUCCUACCUCUGUCUUCUCAAGUUUCAAACUUUCAAAGCUCUAUAUUUCUUUUUUAAAUCGGGUUUUUGUAGAUACAGAGUAUCAAUUAACUUUGGAGUUCUUGGAUUUGAUGAAUUGUAUUGGUUUUACCAUGAAAGAGAAAAAAAUAUAUACUCAAAUAUUGAAUACUGGUAGAGAUUGCUGACCAAAUGCAACAUUUCACUUUUGCAAUGGAUAGUCCAUUAACAU